AUGUCUUCACCACGCAACCGCCCUCUCGCCCACCUUGUCCAGAACAUCAUUACGACACCAUGUGCUCCGCUCAACAUCACCUGGACCGACGGAACCCCUCCCUUCAACGUCACAAUAUCCGCGGACAACUUCAAGGUAGUCCAGAAGUCGAACGUCACGGACCACAGCGUUCUGUGGCUCGUCAACGCGUAUUUCACGAAUGGAGACGACACCGUUCUCAAGGUGGAUGUGGAGGACCAGGCGUCUUCUCAUUCGUCCACAUGGAUAACCGUUAAGUCUUUCCCUCCGCCCGUCGGCAUUGGCUGUCUCCUGCCCCCCACCGGCCUCCCUCGCACGCCAAACAACCUGGCGGCGGCGGGGAACGCCUCCUCUUCGCCACAAGGCAUGAGCCCAGGAGCCACCGCUGGGCUCGCCAUCGGCGUCGCGGUCGGUUCGUUCGUGCUCGCCGUGGCUUUGACCCUGAUCGUCGUCAGGCGGCAGAAAAGAGCUCGUGGUGGAAACGACGUUCCUUCCGACUUCAGCCUGCAACCGCUCGCGGUGCCAUCAUCUCGCGCGUCAAUGGGGGAUGCAGAGCGGACCGCAGCGCUGGGCGGCAAGUUCGUGCGGCUGUGA
Epithele typhae is the source of this 612-nucleotide messenger RNA. RefSeq lists its product as uncharacterized. Lineage: Eukaryota; Fungi; Basidiomycota; Agaricomycetes; Polyporales; Epitheliaceae. Bases 1 to 612 code for a protein of 203 amino acids. The transcript is spliced from 2 exons. The record is from RefSeq and is a predicted model, not a curated record.